Anopheles darlingi is the source of this 828-nucleotide messenger RNA. Its product is annotated as spindle and kinetochore-associated protein 1-like. Bases 1 to 828 code for a protein of 275 amino acids. Gene Ontology annotation, cellular component: mitotic spindle; spindle microtubule; outer kinetochore. The transcript has 3 exons. Gene Ontology annotation, biological process: mitotic cell cycle; regulation of microtubule polymerization or depolymerization; chromosome segregation. Lineage: Eukaryota; Metazoa; Arthropoda; Insecta; Diptera; Culicidae. The record is from RefSeq and is a predicted model, not a curated record. Gene Ontology annotation, molecular function: microtubule binding.
AUGAACGAUUUGGGGCACAUUUUCCAGAAACAACUGGAAAAAAUAGAACGUAUCGAAUUGUUCUUGAAUAUCUACAAGUGCAAGGACCUCGUGGAGGACGAUUUGCGUGCAGUGCGAAAGGAUGGGCGAGAAGCGGCCGACCGGGUUUACCGCGCCAAGGAGUAUCUGGAGGGAGAUCGAUCGCAGAAGCUGUUCCACUAUGCGGAAAUCAUGAAAAAGAUGCGGCGUAAUGAACGCCUCAUGCUGCACCUGUUGGAAAUUACAGCUGGGCAGCAAUCGAACAAGGCAACGACUGUUGAACCAUCCGAAACACCCUUAGCGAAACAGCUUCCGCUUAAGGAGAAUAACGGCCAGGGCGGAAUUCCAUCGAAAAUGCAUCUGCAGGAUUACUCAAAGUCUCCGUUCGUUUCGCGGACGAAAUCCAGAAAGAUGAAGUUCUACGACUUUGAGUGCGAAAUCACGGAGGGCCAGUUCGAAACCAUACCCAAGUACUUGCGUGGCAGAAUGCAGCUGGCGGAGUUGCAGCAGUUUUUGGAGACGGAAAUUGUGAAGUGCUUCGAAGAGAAGUACACGCUGAUAUACAAGACGCGGAAAGCGAUCGUGAACCAACAGGAGCUUGCCAUUUGGAGCGAGUAUAAUCUCUUGCAGAGCAACUUUCCCGAUCAAACGUUCAUCACCCAGGAAGACAUUGCCAGGAAAAACGGAAAGCUGUUGGACAAGAAGAGCUACAUCAAACUGCAAAUGCUACGCCAUCUCCACAUUCUGCAGGAAGCUCGUCACGAAGGGAAAGUCUACUUUCUUUGGAUAUACCAACGGAACGCAGUUUAA